GACGCGAUACAGUGCAAUAUCGAAAUAAGACGAUAUCAUCUACUGACUAGUAAAUAGAGUCAGUUCAGCCAUACCUUCAAUAUUGGAUUAAGUGGAUGCUAGUUGGAUUAAAAUUUGUGUUGACAUUCUAGCUACGACGGUGGUGUGGAUUAUCUAAUGAAUAAGUCAAAUAAUGAAAUUGCAGAAGACCGCUGAUUUGAUUCUGAUGAAAAAAAAAACUGGCGCCUUGAUUCUUAGCCUAAGCCUUUGUAUAUAACCUUCAAUAAGAUUUUUUGGAAGUGGUUCAAGAAGUUUCUCAAACAGCUCUUGUGGUCUGGUUAAUGAAAUCUCACGUAUUUACAAGUUUUACAUUACUUUCAUGAAAAUUCAUUUCAUAAAAAAAGAGCAACACAUGUUUCAUUACUCGGCACAAAUAAAAUUCGUUCGUGCGCUCAGCUCUCGUAUCUCGAUUGAGUGCUAAUUAAAUUACAAAAACUAUAGGUAAACUAACUUUAUUCGGUGACUCGAGACCCUCCUGGUUUUACACAAACUGGAACGGUUUAAUAAAGUUAGAGAUAUGCAUUGAACUGUUUUGAAUUGUUGUAGCUAACGAAGAAAAUAAUUUUAAUGAGAAGCUCUCUGAAUUUAUUUUUCUUCAAUGGGUACAAUUUUCCUGUCUAGACGUUAAACAUGAAACCUUAAUUAUUUCAUGGUUCCAUCGGCAUAAAUCAGCAUGAAAAUUAUUUACGUAAACACUUUUCGAUCCACAUCAAAACGCAAGCUAAACAACGUGACUGAACCAUAGUUUUACUAUAGCAACCGAAACAUCUUAUCAAAGGCGAGUUGCACCAUCCAUCAAUUAAUUGCGAAUAUUAGUUAAUUAAUGGCUCAUAGUUACUAUCAGCAAGAAAAAGUGAAGAAAAACAGCAACUUGUUUCGUAAUUAAGAGUUUUCACACUGAAAUUAGUGAUUGACUUUGUGUUUUACGCAGUGGUGAUGCAGUGGAAUCCUUGCAUUGAUAUUCGUUGGAUAAAGAUCAUUAGGGGUACUGGGGGUAAGCCCGGCCCCCUAAAGAAAAUGAUUCUUUAGUAGCACUUGAUGGCGAAUAUUGUUAUAUUUCUUUCACAGGAUCAUUGCCCAGAUUGUUUUCUACAUGAUAUGAAGGUUUUUAGUACUUUCAAACUGUUAUUUUACAAGGAAUAGUGAAGUUUUGAAACUAAGAUAAAAAUGACGUUAAGCAUUCAGUGCGGGUGAAACCGGCACCCCUUGGGGGUAACACCGGCCCCUAAGUUUGUUAAUGAAUUAACUCGAACUAACUGAACCAAUUUGAAUUAGGAAACCGUCGAAUGAGAGAUAUUACAUUCCUGUAUGUUAAUGUUGAAUUUGGUUGCUGUCGGUUAGCUGGUUCUGAGCAGAUUGCCGGAACAAGUUCCGUUGAACAUUAUGUAUAAACAAUGAAAGAAUUUGAUACUCGGCAAGCCUAUCAUGUGGCACUUUAAAUCAUAUUAUAAACUGAUUUCAUUGAAGCCAGAAUCACAUUGACCACACCGGAGCAUAAUUCAAAUACCACCGGGAAAGCCGUCAGUUUUGAGACUUGAUUCAGUACAUUUGACACCUCCAAUAACCCUUGGAAUCAUUCAGAAAUCACAGAUGAGCUUUAGUGCAUGGUUCUAAGUCGAUUAUUUAAUUUAUUUAUCAGCGAGACACAAUAGAUGAGAAAUAUGUGUCAGUAACAUCCAACUAGCCUCAGACCAUGUCGGGCUUACCCCACUCACUGGGUGACGGUGUUACCCCGACACGCACAUUUUUUUUUAAAAGAGUAUUUCUACAAAUUUAUCGCUCCAAUUUACCUCAGAUCGAAUUCCUGUGAUUGCUAACAAUACAGGCAAUAAAUUGUAGAGAAACGAAAAAUUAUUUUAGUCUUUUCAAAUGAAUAAAAGCUUAAGUUCCACUCACGAAAAAUUACAUCCUUUUAUGCAUCAGGUGCAGUAGCGUAUGUUUUGUUUAUUAUUUUGACGUUUGACGUUUCACGGUGGCUUCGAUGCAUCUUAAAAUGUCUAAAACAUUAAAAACCAACACUCCACAUAUUCCAAAACACAGUUAAUUAGCGUUUUCUAGUAAAAUCCUAGGGGUGACGGUCUUACCCUCAGUGCCGGGCUUUCCCCUAGUACCCCUACCAACAUUUCACAUUCAAAUGAGAGAUGCAACAAGUGCAAACUGAGUUUAAAAUUGGAGGAGUAGUGGGAAUUCACUAUAGAAUUGGAGUAAAACAUACAUAAAUCAACCCCAUGCUCUUCGUUGCGAUGUACAAGCAAAAAUCAUUCAAACAAAUGAUGCCUAAUUGCCCACGCUGGAAUGGCCUCGCAUUAACAGCCCCGUUGAAGAUACCAGAGAAUUGGAGCCGAGUUUUGCGGUUACAAGGCAGCACCCGACUGAAUCCUGAGCUCGUGUUGCAGGCUGCAGAGUCCGGCAAUCUAGACGAGUUUAUACGACUGUACGAAGGUGAUAACGGUCGAUUGGUGGUAAAGGAUAGCAAGGGACGCACGGCAGCGCAUCAAGCUGCAGCUAGGAAUCGAAUAAACAUACUGCAAUUUAUUCACGAGCACGGUGGAGACCUCAAUGCUCAGGAUAUUUUCGGAAACACUCCGCUGCAUGUUGCCGUCGAGAAUGAUUCACUGGAUGCUUUGGAAUUUUUAUUGAGAAUACCAGUGGCAACCAACAUAUUGAACGAAAAGAAGCUUGCCCCGGUGCAUUUGGCUACCGAAUUGAAUAAGGUCAAAGAUUUGCUAGUGAUGGGAAAAUAUCGGGACGUCAUCGAUAUCCAGCAGGGCGGUGAACAUGGCCGUACGGCAUUGCAUUUAGCCGCCAUAUAUGAUAAUGAGGAAUGCGCACGAAUUUUGAUUUCCGAAUUUGGGGCCUGUCCACGGAGACCCUGUAACAACGGUUACUAUCCGAUUCACGAGGCAGCCAAGAAUGCCAGUUCCAAGACGAUGGAGGUGUUCUUUCAGUGGGGAGAGUCAAAGGGUUGCACACGCGAGGAGAUGAUUUCCUUCUACGACUCCGAAGGCAACGUCCCACUCCAUUCCGCCGUUCACGGCGGAGACAUCAAAGCUGUCGAGCUGUGCCUGAAAUCGGGAGCGAAAAUAUCCACCCAACAGCACGAUCUUUCCACUCCAGUGCAUCUAGCAGCGGCGCAGGGCGCCAUUGAAAUAGUGAAGCUCAUGUUUCUGAUGCAGCCGCAAGAGAAACGUAUCAGUCUUUGCUGUACCGACAUUCAAAAGAUGACUCCUUUGCACUGUGCGGCAAUGUUUGACCAUCCGGAAAUUGUCGAAUAUUUGAUCCAUGAAGGAGCAGAUAUAAAUGCUCUGGACAAAGAAAACCGAUCUCCUUUGCUGUUGUCAGCAUCCAGGGCAGGCUGGCGGACAGUAACGAUUCUCAUACGGUUAGGGGCGAACAUAAGUCUCAAAGAUAUUAAUUCUCGGAACGUACUGCAUCUAGUCAUCAUCAACGGCGGCCGGUUAGAUGAUUUUGCUAAUGAAGUUUCUUGCAAACAAUCUGAAACCCAUCUGCUCCAGUUAUUGAACGAAAAGGAUAAAACUGGAUGCUCUCCGCUGCACUACGCGAGUAGAGAAGGCCAUAUUCGAUCCUUAGAAAAUCUUAUUAAACUGGGUGCCUGCAUCAAUUUGAAGAACAACAACAACGAAAGUCCGCUGCACUUUGCCGCUAGAUAUGGCCGAUACAAUACUGUAAGACAACUGUUAGACUCCGAAAAGGGAACAUUCAUCAUCAACGAAAGCGACGGGGAAGGGCUAACUCCUUUACAUAUUGCUUCCAAAGAAGGUCAUACGAGGGUAGUUCAGCUGUUGUUAAAUCGAGGAGCCCUUCUGCAUCGGGAUCACAAUGGACGAAAUCCGCUGCAUUUAGCGGCGAUGUCCGGCUACACACAAACCCUCGAACUAUUACAUUCAGUGCAUUCACAUCUCCUAGAUCAAGUAGAUAAAGAUGGGAACACCGCUCUACACUUAGCCACAAUGGAGAACAAACCUAACGCUGUUGUUCUUCUGCUCACCCUAGGAUGUAAACUUUUGCAUAAUUUUAUGGACAUGAGUGCAAUAGAUUACGCCAUCUAUUACAAAUAUCCCGAAACGGCCUUGGCGAUGGCUACUCACGAGGAACGUGCUGCCGAGGUUAUGGCCCUAAAGUCAGCCAAACAUCCGUGCGUAACUUUGGCACUAAUCGCUUCAAUGCCACGAGUGUUCGAAGCUGUCCAGGAUAAUUGCAUCACGAAAGCGAACUGCAAGAAAGAUUCCAAAAGUUUUUAUAUCAAAUAUUCCUUUCAUAUUUACCAAAAAUCCCAGGAGCAAGUGGAAAAAAUGCGGCAAGCUCUGAACGAUCCUGAAUGGCGCCAGCCACCGUUGCAUGUAGUAAAUGCGAUGGUAACCCACGGUCGUGUCGAAUUGCUUGCACAUCCGUUGAGCCAGAAAUACUUGCAAAUGAAGUGGAACUCGUACGGCAAAUACUUUCAUCUUGCGAAUCUCUUAUUCUACUGUGUAUUCCUGUUUUUCGUAACGCUGUUUGCUUGGCAACUAAUGCGGAGCAAUGGAGCAGUCCCGACUAAUGAGAGCACAACUGAAACAACAACCAACUCGAUCGCGGCAGGGUUCGAAUCACCCGUUUUGGCGGCACUUGCGUCUCGGCCAAGACCGCUAAAUGUCGUUCCAAAUUACACCCAGAAUAAUACACAAAUCACCAUCGAAGAAGAAAUGGUUAUCUCAACUAUUAACAUGGUGUCCGGAGUGGCAAUAAUCGUGUACAUCUUCUGCAAUUCCAUCCGGGAAGUAAUCCAGGUGUACCAGCAAAAGUGGCACUAUCUCAUCGAACCUAUCAAUCUGAUCUCGUGGAUUCUGUACUUUUCCGCUGUCGUCACGGUGUGGCCGAUUUUCACUGACGGCCGCUGCUACAGUGCCAACUAUUCUGCGGCUUCAGUGACAGUGUUUUUAUCGUGGUUCAAUUUGCUGCUGUUUCUGCAACGAUUCGAUCAGAUUGGCAUCUAUGUAGUAAUGUUUUUGGAAAUUCUACAGACGCUCAUCAAAGUGCUGGCUGUAUUUUCGAUACUGAUCAUCGCAUUUGGGCUCGCAUUUUUCAUUCUACUAUCAAAGGCCACAACGAUCAUCAACCCACAGGCAAACCAUUUGUCGUUCUCGACCAUUCCGAUGUCUUUGGUUCGGACCUUCUCGAUGAUGCUGGGCGAAAUAGAUUUUAUUGGAACGUACGUGCAGCCCUUCUAUAACUCGGAACUACCGUUUCCUAUUCCCUCUUUCGUAAUUCUCUCUCUCUUCAUGAUACUGAUGCCAAUUUUGCUGAUGAAUCUGUUGAUCGGUUUGGCGGUCGGUGAUAUCGAGUCGGUUCGCAGGAAUGCCCAGCUGAAGAGAUUGGCCAUGCAGGUCGUGCUGCAUAGCGAACUGGAACGAAAGCUGCCUCGUAUGUGGCUUGAAAUGGUUGACAAAAUGGAACUGAUAGAAUAUCCGAACGAGAAAAAGUGCAAGUUGGGAUUUCUAGAUUCAAUUCUAAGAAAAUGGUUCUGCAAUCCGUUCACCGACGAUGGCAAAGGUGGUAUUGAUUUCGUGCUGGACAACUCUGAGGAUUAUAUGGUGACAGAAUUGGAAAAGCAUAAACGAAAACUACGUGAAAUCAGCAGUGCUUUGGACGUUCAGCAUCAACUGCUCCGACUGAUAGUACAGAAAAUGGAAAUUAAAACCGAAGCGGAUGAUAUGGACGAAGGUGUAACCACGAACGAUCUUCGAAGUCUGGCUGCACUCGGUAGCAACCGAGGUGGGACGUUGCGUUGGUCUUCACCAAGGAUUCGGAAAAAACUGCAUGCUGCGUUAAGUUUCAAUAAAUCUAUUGGAAAAUAGAGCUGCAGUACAAGCGAGCGUGCAACGAAAUGAAAUUUUUAAGAUAGUUUAUAUUGAGGUACCGAUCAGUCGUUUUCAUUCGAAACAGCCUAUCCAAUACCAAAAAUAUGCAAAAAAAAUUUACACCUAUUGAGACUCCCUAGUUGUAUCUCACCCACUGAUCAAAUAAUUUAUUCUUAGUGAUACUUUAGAAGGAGCAGUAAUUAGAUGACAAUUUGAGAAGAAGUUAGUGAGGCAAAAAAAUGAAUUUUAUGUUGUGUGUUUCCUUAAAAAUCUCAUUGUGCACUAUUUCUGUGAGUUACAUACGAUGUCUUUUCUGAUAAAUCAAAUUGUGUGAAAUAAAUGUGCUUAAUACCUAGUUAAGUUUUCAACAAACGCAAACAUUCGUAAACAAGAAUUUACUAACUUCUUUCAAUAUAGAAUGAAUCCACUUAUGUAGUAAGAAUUUUUACACAUAUACAUA
Wyeomyia smithii (pitcher-plant mosquito) is the source of this 6357-nucleotide messenger RNA. RefSeq names its product transient receptor potential cation channel subfamily A member 1 (gene TrpA1). The transcript has 14 exons. The record is from RefSeq and is a predicted model, not a curated record. Bases 2268 to 5894 code for a protein of 1208 amino acids. Gene Ontology annotation, biological process: monoatomic ion transport; transmembrane transport. Gene Ontology annotation, molecular function: protein binding; monoatomic ion channel activity. Lineage: Eukaryota; Metazoa; Arthropoda; Insecta; Diptera; Culicidae. Gene Ontology annotation, cellular component: membrane.